This is a messenger RNA of Monoraphidium neglectum, 471 nucleotides long. RefSeq lists its product as hypothetical. The coding region runs from base 1 to 471 and encodes 156 amino acids. Gene Ontology annotation, cellular component: chloroplast. Gene Ontology annotation, biological process: xanthophyll biosynthetic process. Lineage: Eukaryota; Viridiplantae; Chlorophyta; Chlorophyceae; Sphaeropleales; Selenastraceae. Gene Ontology annotation, molecular function: iron ion binding; oxidoreductase activity, acting on paired donors, with incorporation or reduction of molecular oxygen; beta-carotene 3-hydroxylase activity. The transcript has 2 exons. The record is from RefSeq and is a predicted model, not a curated record.
AUGCCCAACGAGGUGACCGAGGGCUACCGCUACCUGCCCUUCGGCGGCGGCCGCCGCAAGUGCGUCGGAGACCAGUUUGCGCUCUUCGAGGCUGUGGUGGGCCUGUCCAUGCUGCUGCGGCGGUUCGAGUUCGAGCGCGCGCCGGACGCGCCGCCGGUCGGGAUGACGACAGGCGCCACCAUCCACACCACCAACGGCCUGUGGAUGUCUAUCAAGCAGCGGCAGAACAAGCCGCCCGGCCCGCCCGCGGCGGCGACCACGCCCCUCGCGCCCGCCUCUAAGGCGCCGGCGGGACCGCCCGUGCCCGCGCUGGCGGCCGCAGCGGUGGCGGCGGCGGAGGCGGCGCCGGCGGCGGCCGACGGCAAGGGCGCGAGCGCUGGCGGCUGCCCGUUCGCGGCAGCGUUUGGCGGGGCAGGGCAGCAGCAGCAGCAGCAGCAAGGCGGCGAGGCAGGCGCCGUGGCGGCUGCUUGA